GACAUCGUUUUACACCACUUUCCUAAUACAUAGAUAACCAAAAGAGCGCACCGAUAUUCAUAAUCAAAGUCGCACGGUCGCACCCCCUUCACUCUCUCACGAAGUCCUUUGAAGGGCACAAGCCAAGAUCUUUGUGAGGACUGUGGAGGAAAAAAAUAUGUUCUACAGAGGUAAAUAUGCGGAUGGGCUUGAUGGGCGUGAUAUGGGUCCAAAGCGGCAGCGUAUAACUGAUCAGGGCUCUUCAUUUUAUGGGGGUUCCCCUGGUUCAAAUUUCAUGUAUAAUGCUUCGCCUUAUUCAUAUAUUGGCCAACCUCCACCAUUCCCUGUUGUUCGACUUCGUGGUCUUCCCUUUGAUUGCUCGGAAGCUGAUGUGGCUGAGUUCUUCCAUAGUCUUGACAUCGUUGAUGUUCUUUUCGUCCAUAAGAAUGGCAGGUUCACUGGGGAAGCUUUCUGUGUUCUGGGCUAUCCUCUCCAAGUUGAAUUUGCUCUUCAGAGGAAUAGGCAGAACAUGGGCCGGCGAUAUGUUGAGGUUUUCAGAAGCAAGAGGCAGGAGUAUUAUAAGGCUAUUGCUAAUGAAGUUUCAGAUACUCGUGGUGGUUCACCUCGCAGAACUGCCCCAAAGGCAAAAUCUAAUGAUGAAGGAAAAGAAUCAGCUGAGCAUACAGGGGUAUUGCGAUUAAGGGGAUUGCCAUUUUCAGCUAGCAAGGAAGAUAUUAUGGAUUUCUUUAAAGAUUUUGUGCUGUCAGAAGACUCAAUUCAUAUGACAGUUAAUUCAGAAGGGAGGCCAACAGGGGAAGCAUUUGUGGAGUUCACAAAUGCUGAGGAUUCAAAAGCAGCUAUGGCUAAGGAUAGAAUGACCCUUGGGAGUCGCUAUAUAGAACUGUUUCCCUCAUCACUCGAGGAGUUGGACGAGGCUGUUGCAAGAGGACGGUGACUUCUUUUUGGCCUUCUUACUUUCUUUGAUGUUUUGUACUCAUUGUUGUCUUUUAAUAUUAUUUUAGGUUUUGGAAUUGCGCUUUUGUAGUUUUACUUUGAGGUGGAAACAAUGAACUUUCAUUUCUUGUGUUGACAGAAGGAGAUAUUUGAUGUUUAGAAGCAAAUAGAAGCUAUGCAUAUGCUUAGACAGUA
Molecule: messenger RNA, 1128 nt
Organism: Vitis vinifera (wine grape)
Lineage: Eukaryota; Viridiplantae; Streptophyta; Magnoliopsida; Vitales; Vitaceae
Exons: 2
Coding region: 158-934 (258 amino acids)
Cellular component (GO): ribonucleoprotein complex
Molecular function (GO): RNA binding
Source: RefSeq, a predicted model, not a curated record